Messenger RNA from Leptosomus discolor (cuckoo roller), 1888 nucleotides. RefSeq names its product TNF receptor associated factor 5 (gene TRAF5). Gene Ontology annotation, molecular function: tumor necrosis factor receptor binding; thioesterase binding; zinc ion binding. Gene Ontology annotation, cellular component: plasma membrane signaling receptor complex; cytoplasmic side of plasma membrane. NCBI's taxonomy places the organism in Eukaryota, Metazoa, Chordata, Aves, Leptosomiformes, Leptosomidae. Gene Ontology annotation, biological process: signal transduction; positive regulation of canonical NF-kappaB signal transduction; regulation of apoptotic process. The record is from RefSeq and is a predicted model, not a curated record.
AUGGCCUGUGACGAACCCACUGCUCUCUCGGGCAUCUUCACGCGCCAGAACUCUGCCAGCGCCGUCUCUCUGGACUUCGAACCUGACACCGACUACAACUUUGUUGAAACCUUAGAAGAUCGGUACAAGUGCGCCUACUGCCACCUCGUCCUCCACAAUCCCCACCAGACAGGAUGCGGUCACCGAUUUUGCCAGCAGUGCAUUCUUUCUUUGAGAGAGUUGAAUGCAGUACCCACCUGUCCUGUCGACAAAGAAACAAUAAAAAUGCACGAGGUAUUCAAAGACAACUGCUGUAAAAGAGAAGUUCUCAACUUGCAUGUGUUUUGCAAAAACAUUCCUGACUGCAAUUCAAAAAUAAUUCUGGGACGAUAUCAGGAGCAUCUUCAGCAGUGUUUGUUUGAAAGCGUGCAGUGUACUAAUGAUGGAUGUUGUGAUCAAAUUCUUCGGAAAGACUUGAAAGAGCAUUUGAGCCAGCACUGUAAAUUUCGAGAAGAAAUGUGUCAGUACUGUAAUAAAUAUGUGGUGUUAAUUAACAGAAAGAAUCACGAGAAAAAUGACUGUCCUGAUUAUCCUGUGCCUUGUCUCCAAAACUGUUCACAGAUAAUUCUGAAGAAGGAGAUUGAAAAGCACCACGCGGUGUGCCCUGAGGCAGAAGUGGACUGCCCGUAUAAGCAGUACGGCUGUCUUGUAAAGGUUAAAAGAGGGAAACUUGCCGAACAUGAAAAUGGCGCCCUGAGGGAACACAUGCUGCAGAUUUUAGACAAGAACUCCCGGCUGGAAGAACAGAUAUCUGACCUGUAUAAGAGCCUGGAAUGUAAAGAGAUUAAAAUCCAGCAGCUGGCAGAGGCCAUUAAAAAGUGUGAGAAAGAAUUCAGACAGUUUACACAACUGUUUGGUAAAAACAGCAACUUGAUGGUAAGCACACAGGCCCUGGCCAGUCACCUGGAUAAGUCUGCGCGCCUGGAAUCACAAGUGAAACAGCUAAUACAGAUGGCAAACCAGCAACAAAGCAAAUUAGACUUGCGACCCCUGUUUGACACAAUUGAAAAUGUAAAACAGAAGAUUGCCCUGAUGGAGACAUACGAUCAGCGCUUGGUUGUUUUGGAAGGUCAGUCCAGCAAACAUGACCUCCAGAUCAAUAUUCACAAAGCACAGCUCAAUAAAAAUGAAGAACGAUUUAAGCUUUUGGAAGGCACGUGCUACAAUGGGAAAUUAAUCUGGAAAAUCACGGACUACAAGAUGAAGAAAAAAGAAGCGGUGGAAGGCCGCAUCCUCUCCAUAUUCAGCCAGCCCUUUUACACCAGCCGCUGCGGGUACAGGUUAUGUGCGAGAGCCUACCUGAACGGGGACGGCUCCGGGAAGGGAACACACGUGUCUCUCUACUUCGUAGUGAUGAGAGGGGAGUUUGACUCGCUGCUAGUGUGGCCCUUCAAGCAAAAAGUUACACUAAUGCUUUUGGACCAAAGUGGGAAAAAAAAUCACAUUGUGGAAGUCUUUAGAGCUGACCCCAACAGCAGCAGUUUCAAAAGGCCAGAUGGAGAAAUGAAUAUUGCCUCCGGAUGCCCACGCUUCGUGUCGCACACGGUCCUGGAGAACACAAAGAACACCUACAUCAGAGAUGACACUCUGUUUUUGAAAGUGGUUGUGGAUUUAACCGAUCUGGAGGAACUGUGAAAAGCCUGCCCGAUCAAUGUGACUGCUUUAACCAUUAAGAAAUGCUUUCUUGGUGACUACCAGCCAUGCAAUAGUGAAUUGCCACUAGUCAAGCUACUGAUAAUGUUUUGAGGCUUUUGGACCGCAUAACAGAUAACGAAUUGCCAAAGCAUCAGCCUUUCCUUUUAUAACCUUUUUUUUCAAGACUGCGUUUUUAAGGCAGCUAGAAGUCCAG